Molecule: messenger RNA, 1108 nt
Organism: Chelonoidis abingdonii (Abingdon island giant tortoise)
Lineage: Eukaryota; Metazoa; Chordata; Testudines; Testudinidae
Source: RefSeq, a predicted model, not a curated record
GUCAUGCAGGAGAACUAUGAGACGGUGGUCUUGCUGAGAUUUCCAAAUUCCAAACCUGAUGUGAUCUCGCAGCUGGAACGAGGGGACGAGCCUUGGGUCCCGGACCUCCAGGGCUCUGAGAAAGAAGUGCUCCUGAGAGCUGCCUGCAUAGGGAGUGACCUAUAUCUGGAUUCUAUCUGUCUCCCAUCAGGUGAUGGGAUAGUGAGUCAGAAUGAGGAGGAGAAACCCCAUCAGGAAGAUGCUGAGCAAGGAGAACCACAUGGAACGUUAUCAGAAAGAUCGAAAGGGAGUGUUUCUGGGAGUUGUGCAGUCCUAGAAAAAGCCAAAGCCUGUGAGACUCAGCAGAGGCCAGAGGAAAACUUAAGGUGGCCACUCAGACCUUAUAACAAGCGACAGAAUCAACUUGGAAGAGAGACACUAUAUAUUCCAUGAGUGCGGGAAAAGCUUCAGUCAGAGCUCUGCCCUUAUCACACAUCAGACAAUCCACAUGGGUGAGAAACCUUAUGAAUGCUCUGAGUGUGGGAAAUGCUUCAUUGAUAGUUUAACCCUCAUCUGACAUCAGCGAAUCCAUACAGGAGAAGCACCCCACACAUGCUCCGAGUGCGGGAAAAGCUUCAAUGAGUGCUCACACCUUAUCACACAUCAGAAAAUCCACACAGGAGUGAUGCCCCACACAUGCUCUGAGUGCGGGAAAAGCUUCAGUCACAGUUCAAACCUUAUCACACAUCAGAGAAUCCACACAGGAGAGACGCCCUACACAUGCUCUGAGUGUGGGAAAAGCUUCAGUCAGAGCUCUGCCCUUAUCACACACCAGAGAAGCCACACAGGGGAGAUGCCCUACACAUGCUCUGAGUGCGGGAAAUGCUUCAAUCGGCGCUCUACCCUUAUCGCACAUCAGAGAAUCCACACAGGGGAGACGCCCUACAUGUGCUCUGAGUGUGGGAAAAGCUUUAAUCAGAGCUCUGCCCUGAGCGCACACAGGAGAAUCCACACAGGGGAGGAGCCCUACGCCUGCUCCGAGUGCAGGAAAAGCUUCAAUCAGAGCUCAAACUUUAUUAGACAUCGGAGAAUCCACAUGAGAGAGACCUGCAAUAAAUCCUUUGAUUAG